This is a messenger RNA of Heterotrigona itama, 4562 nucleotides long. The record is from the annotation of a GenBank genome assembly. NCBI's taxonomy places the organism in Eukaryota, Metazoa, Arthropoda, Insecta, Hymenoptera, Apidae.
AGUCAAGGAAAUUUUUUAGGAGUACAGGGACGCGCAACACAAAUUCAAUCGUCUAUUGCAAAGCCUCCACAAUCACCUACACAAAUUUAUCCUCGUUUAUCUAGUCUUGAGUCUGGUCAAAAACAAAUGCCAUUAGGAUCAGAUAAUAAACCACCUAUUGGACGCAAUCAUCUAGCAGAUAAGCAAAAGGAUGAGAAACCUGAUCCUUCUAUGUUACCUCCUUUACCGUUACCUUUUCGUGAUAGAGGUCAUACAAUUUCUGUAAUGAGUCCUGUGAAAAAAUCCCGGGAAUGGGAUAAUAUUCGUAGAGGAAAUUCACCACGAGUAAAAGAAACACCUAAAACUAGUAUCAAUCCUAGUUUUGUGUUUUUGCAACUGUAUCAUACAGCACAUUUUGGUUCGCCUUCAGAAAAACCUUUAUUGGUUCCACAGACAACGGCUGUACAAAGAGCAGUAAUAAAUUUAGAUAGAAUACAACCAUAUGAAACGCAUAAAAUUGGAGUUCUUUAUGUUGGCCCAGGACAAGCUUCUAAUGAAAUUGAAAUUUUAGCUAAUCAACAUGGAUCACUUAGAUAUACAGAAUUCUUACAACGAUUAGGGACGUUAGUCCGAUUGAAGGACGUUGAUGAAGGUGUAUUUUUAGGAGGUUUAGAUCGUAAUGGUGAAAAUGGAAACUUCGCAUACAUUUGGCAAGACGAUGUUACACAGGUGGCAUUCCAUGUUGCUACAUUGAUGCCAACAAAACUAAGUGAUCCAAAAUGUACAUCCAAAAAGCAACAUAUUGGAAAUAACUAUGUUACUGUAGUUUAUAAUGAAUCUGGAGAGCCAUACAAUAUACAAACUGUAAAAGGACAAUUUAAUUAUGCAUGUGUUGUGAUUCAACCCCUAGAUCAUGGUACUAAUCAAGUUACAGUUCAAGUAAAAGAAGAAUUAGCUAAACAUAUUCGACACAGUGAGCCAAAAAUUAUUUCUGAUCAAAAUUUAGCUAUUUUAUCUCGACAAUUAGCUCUUCAUGCCAAUCUUGCUUCGAUGGUUUCUUCAUCAUUAGAACAAAAUAGUCACAAUCCAUAUGCUUCUAAUUGGUUAGAACGUUUACGACAUAUUAAACGACUUAGGAAUCGUGUGUUGCAAGAAUCAAUAAAUAAUAAUCCAGAUAGAACAACUGAUGACUUAUCACCAAGGUCGAACAAACUCGUUCGCCGAGAAGAUAUCAUCGAUUAUGCAAAGACCAGGACAGGACCCUGUUGCCAAGGACGAUGUACCUUGGUGGAUGAAAUAUGCUGGACGAGGACUCGGUACCGUGGGUAGUAUAAUUGCAAUUAUUCUUGGAGGAUGGAAUUGCUUGUCAAUACUAGGAGCUUCUGUAGAUUGCCUAAUAAGUGGUAUGUGGCAAAUGGUGGCUGGUUUUAUAGUUGCAACAAUAGAAGCACCAUGUUGCUGUUUAUUUAUUGAUUAUGUACAAAACUUCAGUGACUGGGUGGAAAAGAGACCAUAUUGGAAUAGAGCAGCUGGAUAUUGUAUAAUUGCAAUUCCUUCAGUCCUCCUUUGUUUUGGCCUGAGUAGCUUGUUUGGUAGUGGUCUAAUAUUUGCAACAGGUGUAAUAUAUGGACUAAUGUCACUUGGACGAAAAGGAACCAGGCCCGACCCAGCAGGAAUGACGUCGGGUGUGAGUUCCCCACAGGGUACUGUACCUCCUACUACAGAUCAUCAUACAACUCUCGUGGAAGAUCCUGAUGUCUGGAGGCCUACAUAAAUCAUCAAACAUUCAUUGCACCACUCCUCUAACCAGGGCACCGCUUCGUGAAAUGAGAUCAGCAGCGAUGAAUAUCGAGGUUCCUUCAUCAAGUAUGCAAGCUACACUUGUUGAAAAUGCUCAACCAAUGGGUUUUACUAAUAGACCAGAUAGUAAUGUUUAAAUUCACAACAUUAAUUGGCAAAAUAAUUCAUCUUCUUGUGUGAAUGGUGAUAAAUGUUGUAUUUGGAAAAAAUAUUCAAUAAUUGAGCCUAUGAAUAUGCAUUGUUUGAAGCACUUAUUUAGUUCUACUAAUAUUUUAGUAUUUUAUUAUUUUCAAUUUAUGGUACUGUAAAUUGCUUGGAUCAUUUAUACUGAAAUAUAGAUGAAGUAGUUAGAUCAUUUUUUUUCUUUCAUAUAUAAUUUUCAACACAGUUUCAGUUGUAGUUUUUGAUACUGAUAGAGAAUUAGUAAUAUUAACAUAUUAUUUACUAAACCUUUAUAUGUUACAUUAUUUCAGUUUUUUAUUUGAAAUAAUGCCAAAGUUAAAGACUGCUGUAGAAAUUAUAUUCUGAUAGUAUUCAUGGGCUUGAUUUCUUGUGGUCCUACUUGUCUAUUGUGUGUCAUAAUGUUACAAGAAUGAAAUCCGCGAAGAAAAUACAUUGAUUUUGGAUAUAGUUAUUUGUUUAAAUUUUACGUUUUAAAUUGAAAAGUGUAAUAUUUUAACUAAAAUAACAUUUCCAAAAUCAAAGCAUCCUAAGAUUUUAAAAAAGAUCAUUCAUAAGUUAGAGAAGAUGGACGAGUCAUAACAUAUUUUAUUUUCACUUAUUGUGUAUACAUAUAUGUGGGUUGAGUUACGUGUAAGUAAAACAAUCUUCCAUUUCUUUUUAUUUUUAUUAUUUAAGGUAAAAAAUUGAAUUAGAAUAUAUAGUGAGGUAACAGUAAGAGAUAGGUUAUAUAACUUUUCUUCUUUCUUUUUUGAAUAGAAAAAAAAUAUAUAGAAGUAUAUGAAUUAUAUAUAUAUGAAUUAUAUGUAUAUUCUCUCUGCCAAAUUAUUUGUACAUAUAUAUGUAUACAUACAUACAUUUGAAUUUACUUGUAAUAAUUUCAUUUGAUAUUUAGAUUUAUAUGUGUGGUAUUUACUUCCAUAUGAUAUUCUGGAAUCAAAAACUUCCAAUUUUUUGUAUUUUCCAUGCUUUUGUGGUUAAAUGUGAGUGAUAUAUGACAGGAAAAAGCAUUAAUCAGCUGUACUGAUAUAUUUUACUAUGUAUAAUGUGGUUUCUAUUCAAAAUUACAAAAUUGUAAAUAUAUAAUAUUCUGAUUUUUCAAUAAUGUUUAUACCAGGUUUAAUUCUAUUCAAAAUUAUUUUAAUCAAAUUAUCAAUGACUUAGUUUCAUAGACAUUUUUUAUUUUUUUUCUUCUUAAAUUAAUAUCAUGUAUUUUUAAUCGAAUAAGCACUUAUUUCUUAAUUGAAACUAUCAAAUUAUUCGACCAUUAUCUUUCCUUACAUUCCUAUUUUUUAAUUAAUUUAUUUAUUAAUGAUGUAAGACUUUCGACAUAUUUAACUGGGUACUGACUUUUAACGUUUGGUGAUUUUUGUGUUGCGUUUGCCAAAUAAUUCAUUUUAAAUGCCACUUUUAGACAUAUGUAGAUUAUUUAUGUAGCGCGUAUGUAGAUUAUUAUAAAGUUACUGUUUAUUGUGAUUUGCGUUGCAUUUUAUUGUGAUUGUUUAUAAUUAAGUAAACCUUUAGCAAUUUAUGUUUAUAUAUAAACAGUAUACUAUAUUAUAUGUAGUGUUAAUUAGCAUAAAAAGGAUAGGAGCAUGUAACUUGAUCAUAUUGCAUGUAAUUUCUGUACUGAUAUAUAUCAAACAUAUCUGAUUUUUAUUACGUUUAUUACGUUUUAUUAUGAUUAUUUCAAGAUCAUAAAAUCUUUUUUUAAACUGCAUAUUUUGAGUAUAAAAAAAUUUAACUGUACUUAUCUUAAACAUUAUCUUAUAAUAACAUUAUCAGUGUUGAAUAUUUUUGUGUAAUGUUUAAUAGCAAAAGAAUGAUAUAAAGAAUGUAUAUGAUAUUAAACUAGAAGUAAAUAUUCAACGUUAAAUAAUUUUAUUUCAUUUAAAUGGCAUAAAUUUUAUGGAGCAUUUAAUUUUUACUUGACGAAAUAUGAUACUUGAACAAAUUCAACAUGAUAGAAAAUAAUAUAAAAAAGAAGAAGUGUUAAAGUGAAUUUUCAAACGAAUGAUGUGUAAAAUAUAUGAUAAGUUAUAUAAAGCAUUUUAUUGUUGUUAAAUAGGACAGGAAAAUUUAUAAUAUUUUUCUGUCACAAGGAAAUGUAUUCAAACAUACAUGUCGCAUGUGUUUCUGACCAAUUGUAAUUGACAAGAAUUAAAAAUCUGUAGUAUGAAUACCAUGCAUAAUGUGCUGUAUUGUUUAGUGGGAUAUGAGUAAAACUACAUAUCGUCUUCGAAGUAUACCAAAAUGUAUUUAUGUAGAUAUUUAACUUCCAUCAAAUAGAAAACCUAUCGAAAUAUUUAUAAUGCUUAAUGCACUAUCACAAUUUCAAGCCAAUAUGAAAUGUACACAUGAAAAGAAAUAGACUUGUUUUAAAUAUAUGUCGAUUUAGUUAAAAAUAUUCUAUUAUAAACAUAUUUAAUUUCGAAUGUAGAAAUUAUAAAUAAAAAGUUCAGAUAUAUGUGUACAUGAACCUUUUAUUUAUGUGUAUGUAUCACAUUAGUAAUUAAAAGAACAAGUUAAUGAGCUUGAUUAUUAUUCGUUAUAUACAUGUAUAGUAAAAUUAUCAAUAAAUAUUGGAAUUAUGUUAAAGAUAU